AUGUUUUGGGAGGAGGAAAAGAAACUCGGUGAAACAAAAGAGGAAACAAUCGAGUCCUACAUUUCUGCCAAUAAGUUGACUGAUAUUUUGGAACUUCCGUACACACUGCAAGAGUUAUGGGGAGGAAACAAGAAACUUAUAGAGUAUUUCUGUCGUGAUGAUGUGCUCAUUAGUCUCGCCAAUUUUGCUCUUCGGCCGAAUAUUGACAUGUCGCAACCGAUCAAGUGCCAUUACAAGCUUCCCAAUGCAUGCGCGGAAAUUUUGACGGUGCGCAACAAUAAUGAGAUUACAAAUGCUUUUUUGGAGUGUGAAGAUGCUCUAAAAGCCGUGAAAGAAUUCUUCGAUAGUAAGUCGCCACCAAAUCAUUUGUUAUGUGGAUUUUACAUGAGAAUUGUGCAGCAUUUGUUUCAUCGUUCGGUGGACAAGGCGUUGGGAAUACUUUCGCCAUGUGAUUUCAUAUCUAAAUGUGCUGCCAAUUUGCGAAUGGGCGCUGUGAGCGAAUUAUUGCAGAAUAUUGUUUGGAUACCUCAAAUAGCGGAGGAUUUCUUGAAGAUAAAGCAGUGGUACGUGGAGAAUGGACUCUGCAAGAAGCUUGUGGAGCAACUUGCACCGGACCAGCCUUUAUGUGUGCACGAGAAUGUUAUGGAAGUCUUCUCAAAUCUAGUUCGAAACACGAGAGAUCAAAUGUAUGCGCUCGAUAUCAAAAGUGAUGUUCUGAAUGAUGAAUUACAAUCGGAGAGUCUCGUCCAGGAACUUCUAGACAAAAUGCUAUUGCGGAACGAAAAUGGCAUCCUUUCAACAUCUGUUACCCGGAAUGUCUGCGAGAUUCUCAUAGCACUAUUAAGUUCAAAUCACAUACUUUUCCGGCCAAGCCACACUCUGUACAAAGAGUUCAACGCAGAGAUACCUUGGGUGGGCGGAAACCCUUCGGCGGUCUUAGAUGGGGUAACAAGUGAGAUUGCCAAGGAAGGAGUUGAAAGGUUGUGGUGCCCUGACUCCGAGCGAACGGUUGAAAAAAUAGCGUCAGCCAGAGUGUCGGAAAUGGUUCAACUAAUUAUUGAAGACCUUGAGUCCAACUCCGAUCGUGAAGAUGAAAUUUGGUCAUAUGUUCUCCGAGUGAUAAUAGAGCUAUGCGAUACGAAUCGCUUGGAAACCCAUACCGCUCUUGUGGAGCAAUUUGAAAAAAGCGACAUUAAAAAGCUUUUCUCACUAGUGUGGAGUCACCCGCGUUGUUCAAUUUUCCAUGGCUUUCUGCAGCGAAUUAUUUCUUUCAUACUCUAUUCUUCUACCCAAAAUGAAUCUCCUGCUAUUACCUAUUUGUUCAAGACUUUAAACUUGCCUGAAAUCAUACGUUUUGGCGUUGAUCCAAGAUGCGUUCUCAAAAAGAUCGACCUAUUCUCUCUCCGCACACAUCAUAUUCAUCUGGCACUUGCAGUUGAGCAAGCAAUGAAAUCAUCUCCUAAUGCUCGAAUAGUUCAGAAAUUAGUCCAGGAGUGCUCUUUCUGGCCAGAAAUCUUACCAAAGGUGGACGACUGGCUGAGCUGGAAUCUGCCGGAUCCUGAAGUAGCUAAUGUUCGUCCGUUGAUUCAGCAUGACACUAUAGAUGAGGCACUAGAUGAAUUUGAGCGGCAAAUCGUUGGUCCUCAGCAACAUGUUCUGUAUGAGUUCAAGACACAGACAGUUAGCGUUCCGAUGACUGAUGUUUUUGACACUGCUCUGGGUGAACUGCAAGUGAGUUCGGAGACAAAGGGGUUCGCAGUUCACAAUCUUCGCGUAUGUAAAGUGGAUAUGAAUUUGGAAGAGAAUGACGUGGACGAAAGUGAUUUUGAAGCCAUGUGUGACAUGAAGAAGUCAUCAUUGCUGGGUGAUUGGCCUAUGCAGGACGGAGAUCGGUCAGCACAGCUGGUAGCGCCUGAUGAUGACUGGGUUGGAAUGAGGAAGUCGAACGGUAGCAUGGCUGAUGAUUGGCCGGGGAUGAGCACUGGGAUGAAAGGCGAGCAAAACACCGAGUUUCAAGUGCAGUGGGAUCAGGCCCCGGCAGCGAGCACUUCCGGAAACUGGUCUUGCUCUCCACAAGAUAGCAGCACACCAAGAAAAGUCAUGAAUGAUGAAGAAUGGGCGGACUUCUCAAAGCUGAAGACAGAUCAAGACAUGCCAAAAUGGCGAUACAUAUGCAAAGUUGGCGAAAAAAAUUUCCAGUGA
Messenger RNA from Ostertagia ostertagi, 2202 nucleotides. Lineage: Eukaryota; Metazoa; Nematoda; Chromadorea; Rhabditida; Trichostrongylidae. The record is from the annotation of a GenBank genome assembly.